AUCAAAUUCCUAUUUUAAAUUGUUAAAAAGCCGUUGAUAAGUGAUAACAUAAAUUACUUAGUCUCACUUUGAAAUAUGAAAUUCUUUCAAAUUUAAAUGCUCUUCCGCAAGGCCAAGUCCGUGUUCGAAAACCCACAGAUCGAGCUUUUCGGAGGUGUUUCUCUGGUGAAGUCGAACGAGGGUCGUCAGGGCAAGUCCCUGGACAACUCUCUGGCUGUUGAGGCCGCUCCCACCGUGGAGGCUCGCACCGCCGAGAUGGGCAACUACUUCAUGGACAACGCCAAGAGCUUCUUCGCCGAGCGAUCCCUGAACUUCAACUUCGCCAACGCCGCUCGCAGCGUGGCCCGCGCUAUUCCCGAUGACAUCAAGGCCGAUCUCCGCGAGCUGGUCGUUGAGUCCCGCACCCGCAAGAAGAAGCUGCUCAAGAAGUUCCUGCCCAUCCUGCUGGGAGUUGGUGCUAAGAUCGCUGUCCUUGGCGUUGGCUCUAUCUUCGGUCUGCUCUUCCUGGCCAAGAAGGCCCUGGUUGUGUCCGUGAUCGCCUUCUUCCUGGCUCUGGCUGCUGGUGCCUCCAGCGGACUGGGACGCAUCGGUGGAUCCGGAGGCGGCGGCGGUCUGCUCGGCGGUCUGGGUGGACUUUUCGGUGGCAAGAACGCCGGUGGAUCGUCGGCUGCCAGCACCGGUGGAUGGUCCUCGGGUGGUGGAGCUUCCAGCGCUGGAUGGUCCUCCGGCGGCAGCUCCGGCUGGGACACCCAUGGUGCUUACAGCUCGCCAGUGGCCCAGACCAUCGCCUACCAGGGAUACAAGCAGGCCCGCCGGUAAACAGUUAGUCAACAGCUAAUUUAACCGAAGGACGAAGGCCAAGGAGAGAGAGAGAAACAAUCGCUAAAAAUGAUGACCUAUAUUUAUAUUUAUUUAUAAAUUAUUUAUUUUAAUUUA
This is a messenger RNA of Drosophila santomea, 936 nucleotides long. RefSeq names its product keratin, type II cytoskeletal 5 (gene Osi6). Bases 97 to 819 code for a protein of 240 amino acids. The transcript is spliced from 2 exons. The record is from RefSeq and is a predicted model, not a curated record. Lineage: Eukaryota; Metazoa; Arthropoda; Insecta; Diptera; Drosophilidae.